AUGAUUGACAUUCUCAAUAUCAAUGAAGAGCCAAUCUUCGAUGAGCGCAUCAUCAAGAUUGAGACUCACUCGUACAAUCCGUUUGCCAACACUACAUUCGGGCACAGCGAUGAGAUAAGAAUACCAAUACAACAACAGGAUCUCUAUACGUUGCCGCAUGAAAGUUUUCUGUACAUCGAGGGAAAACUAACUACUGCUGUACAAAUCGAAGUAUCUAAUGUAGUACUGGGAAAUAAUUGUGUCGCGUUCAUGUUCGACGAGAUCCGAUAUGAACUUGAUGGUGUGGAGAUUGAUCGCGCCAGAAAUGUUAGAAUAACCAGCACGCUCAAGACCUAUGUCUCGUCAUCGUUUGAUAAAAUGAUGUCUCUGAAGAAUGCCGGCUGGGAUAUUGUGAACAAUGGAACCGGAGACUUUAAUUUUUGUGUGCCGCUCAGCAUGCUAUUGGGAUUCUGUGAAGAUUAUCAACGCGUG
This is a messenger RNA of Vollenhovia emeryi, 471 nucleotides long. RefSeq lists its product as uncharacterized. The annotation marks the transcript as partial. The transcript has a single exon. NCBI's taxonomy places the organism in Eukaryota, Metazoa, Arthropoda, Insecta, Hymenoptera, Formicidae. The record is from RefSeq and is a predicted model, not a curated record.